AUGAAACUCAUCGCUUUGACGAUUGCCGCCCUUUCAGCUGUUACGGCUGCACAAGGCUACUAUGACCUGCAGUCUCCAGGCUUCCGUCUCAUCAUCAAGUCUAGUAACUCGACUCUCAAUGGUACUGCUCUCGGAGCCUGCCACCAAGGAGCGGCUAUCGAAGGCCUCUGCCCUACCGGCGAGACUGUUCAGGAUCCACCAAGCUCGUACACCACCUUCUAUCAUAACAUCAGCUCCAACGACCAUCGGGAACCAGGCGCUGCUGAUGUUGAUGGUAUUCUGAGCUGGAUCCUGAGAGCUGGUGGCAACUUGACAGUCCCAUCUGCAAUGACCAUGACACCGCUUCCAGGUUCGAACGUCGUCAAUCCUACGUUCUACCCCGGCAUCUCGGAGCAUACCUCCAUUGCCUUCGAAGAGGACGGCUGCACCUACAUCUCGAGCUUUCUGGACGACACUGUCAGCCCCCCAAGCUAUUACAAUCCGACCCGCAAGGUCAAGAACUGGUACAUCUGCCUCACCAGAUGGUCCUACCUGUACCAGACGCUGUCAUGGAAGAUUGGUGUGACAGACCAGCCCCAGAACCCUUCGUGUCAGAAGGUAGACGUCAUUCGAGUCUUCAACUGA
Messenger RNA from Ascochyta rabiei, 624 nucleotides. RefSeq lists its product as uncharacterized. The transcript is spliced from 2 exons. Lineage: Eukaryota; Fungi; Ascomycota; Dothideomycetes; Pleosporales; Didymellaceae. The coding region runs from base 1 to 624 and encodes 207 amino acids. The record is from RefSeq and is a predicted model, not a curated record.